CGUAUAUCUCCGGUUCAUUAUCAACGUCACCAUGGAUGCCACAAUUAGAACCAUUCUCGUCUUCAUGGCUGUGGUUGCAUCGACCACCACGAAGACCGAGACCUCACCCAACACGCCUACUUCUACGAUCGAUGACUGAACCUCGCGCUCGCCGCCUCAAGCUAUCGUUGGUACAACAACGAGUCAACACGGAGAAUAAUGGCUACUUUGCUCAUCUGCUUUCGCCUCUGGGGCGUCCAUGAUGGUGCAGGCUAUGUCUAUGGUGGAUGGUCGUGUCAAUUCGAAAGUGACUCAGCCCCCCUAUUGCGUCUAAGAGGUUGGCUGAGCUUGAUUGCCUGUUGCAUAUGGCAUUGGACAAGCUGUGUUCGGAUUGAUGAUGUUUUUGGUGCCUCCAAUGUCAAAAGCCGUAGAAUGAAGCAUGAAGGCUUGAUGGAGGGAAUGACAACCGAAUAGCAGAUAGCAUGGGGCACUGGUGACCUCGUGG
This is a messenger RNA of Pseudomassariella vexata, 484 nucleotides long. RefSeq lists its product as uncharacterized. The record is from RefSeq and is a predicted model, not a curated record. Bases 199 to 453 code for a protein of 84 amino acids. The transcript has a single exon. NCBI's taxonomy places the organism in Eukaryota, Fungi, Ascomycota, Sordariomycetes, Amphisphaeriales, Pseudomassariaceae.